Molecule: messenger RNA, 2455 nt
Organism: Marmota monax (woodchuck)
Lineage: Eukaryota; Metazoa; Chordata; Mammalia; Rodentia; Sciuridae
Gene: Galnt9
Product: polypeptide N-acetylgalactosaminyltransferase 9
Exons: 11
Coding region: 67-1956 (629 amino acids)
Cellular component (GO): Golgi apparatus
Source: RefSeq, a predicted model, not a curated record
CAGGCUGCCGCCGCCCAGGCCCCUGGGGAUGCCCCGCGGUGAGGCGGCCCCGCCCGAGCCGCACUCAUGGCGGUGGCCAGGAAGAUCAAAACUUUGCUGACGGUCAACAUCCUGGUGUUCGUGGGCAUCGUCCUCUUCUCCGUGUACUGCCGCCUGCAGGACCGUUCUGCCGCGCUGGUGCAGGUCGUGCGCGGCGCCGACCGCCGGGUGCGCAGCCGGCACGCCAAGGUGGGCGCGCUGGCCGACCGCGAAGCCAUCCUGCAGCGCCUGGACCACCUGGAGGAGGUGGUCUACAACCAGCUCAAUGGUCUUGCAAAACCCAUCGGCCUGGUAGAGGGGCCGGGUGGCCUGGGUCAGGGAGGUGUGGCGGCCACUCUGCAGGAGGACAGCCAGGAGAGGGAAGGCAAGUACGAGGAGUAUGGCUACAAUGCCCAGCUCAGCGACCGCAUCUCCCUGGACAGGACCAUCCCCGACUACAGGCCCAAAAAGUGCAGACAGCUGACCUACUCAGGCGACCUGCCCCAGGUCUCCGUGGUCUUCAUCUUCGUCAACGAGGCGCUGUCCGUCAUCCUGCGCUCCGUGCACAGCGUGGUCAACCACACACCCUCCCAGCUGCUGAAGGAGGUCAUCCUGGUGGAUGACAACAGUGACAAUGUGGAGCUCAAGUUCAACCUGGACCAGUACGUCCACCGGAGGUACCCUGGCCUGGUGAAGGUCGUUCGCAACAGCCGGCGGGAAGGCCUGAUCCGCGCACGGCUGCAGGGCUGGAAGGUGGCCACGGCCCCUGUGGUCGGCUUCUUCGAUGCCCACGUGGAGUUCAACACUGGCUGGGCCGAGCCUGCCCUCCUGCGCAUCCGGGAGGACCGGAGGCGCAUCGUCCUGCCGGCCAUCGACAACAUCAAGUACAGCACCUUCGAGGUGCAGCAGUACGCCAGCGCCGCCCACGGCUACAACUGGGGGCUCUGGUGCAUGUACAUCAUCCCACCCCAGGACUGGCUGGACCGUGGGGAUGAGGCGGCACCCAUCAGGACCCCCGCCAUGAUCGGCUGCUCCUUCGUGGUGGACCGCGAGUACUUCGGGGACAUCGGCCUGCUGGACCCGGGCAUGGAGGUGUACGGUGCGGAGAACAUCGAGCUGGGGAUGAGGGUGUGGCAGUGUGGCGGCAGCAUGGAGGUGCUGCCCUGCUCCCGCGUGGCCCACAUCGAGCGCACCAAGAAGCCCUACAACAACGACAUCGACUACUACGCCAAGCGCAACGCGCUGCGGGCCGCCGAGGUGUGGAUGGAUGAGUUCAAGUCCCACGUGUACAUGGCCUGGAACAUCCCCAUGACCAACCCAGGGGUGGACUUCGGGGACGUGUCCGAGAGGCUGGCCCUGCGCCAGAGGCUAAAAUGCCGCAGCUUCAAGUGGUACCUGGAGAAUGUGUAUCCUGAGAUGAGGACCUACAACAACACCCUCACAUACGGAGAGGUGAGAAACAGCAAGGCCAGUGGCUACUGCCUGGACCAGGGUGCGGAGGACGAUGACCGGGCCAUCCUCUACCCCUGCCAUGGCAUGUCCUCCCAGCUGGUGCGGUACAGUGCUGACGGCCUCCUGCAGCUGGGCCCCCUGGGCUCCACGGCCUUCCUGCCCGACUCCAAGUGCCUGGUGGACGAUGGCCGGGGACGCACGCCCACCCUGAAGAAGUGUGAAGAUGUAGCCAGGCCGGCACAGCGGCUGUGGGACUUCACGCAGAGAUCCUCCUCAGGCUGCCGGGACAGCCGCCCUGCAUGUGCCGAAGCCCUAAGAACUCACCCCAGCGACUCGGGCCCUGGGCCGAGGACCGGCACCACCCUCCGCACACACGCUCCCUCCCAGCAGACAGAGCUCGCGCCCCUCGGCCAAGGCCAAAGCCGGAGGGCAGCUCCGCGAGAUCCGGGAAGAAGCUACGGCUGCCCUGGUCCCAAGGGCGACUGAGGCCAGGCCCAGGAGGCCACUCUGCUGCUCGGGGAGGCUCAGGAGGGGCCGGCAGCAGAGACGAAGCCACCUGCCUCGGGGAGCUGGAGAAGGCCCUGCGGGCAGGGGCUCCGCUUCUGCCAUCCCUCGCUGGCCCAUGCCCCUGCUGCCCCCUGGAUCUGUGCCCUCUGUGGCAGAGGCAGCUGCGGACGCCCACCUCUCACCUGUUUUUAUAAAUAAAGUCUUACAUGGCACUUACAUGGCACUCAGCCACUCUGCUGUUGGCAUCUUGUCGUGACCCCACGUGGGCUCCAGGUGCUCAGCUGAGACGUGGCCUUGGGGCUCUGGCCUCAGGGAAAUGUCCCAGUCCUGGAGGACACACAGCUCUCCCGCCCUCAUGUCCUGGAGAGCUGCCUCCACAGCCUGGACCAGGCAAGGGGGUUGGGCAGGUGUGGAGAGGCCAGAAUUCGCCUCACAGCCGGCUGGCCACAUGGAGGGAGAGGAGAGGGUCAGCUCCGGC